This is a messenger RNA of Cutaneotrichosporon oleaginosum, 693 nucleotides long. RefSeq lists its product as uncharacterized. The record is from RefSeq and is a predicted model, not a curated record. Gene Ontology annotation, molecular function: actin binding. Lineage: Eukaryota; Fungi; Basidiomycota; Tremellomycetes; Trichosporonales; Trichosporonaceae.
AUGGCCCCUUCUGGCCUCCUCUCCACAGAGGACAAGGCAAAGGUCAAGAAGGCCAUACCCACCUCAGGAUCCACCAACAAGAUCAUCACAGCCGGCGUCGCUCGAGUCUACUAUGCCAAGCCCGACUCGUCAACAUGGAACUAUGGCGGCGCGACCGGUGCGCUGGCGUUUGUAGCAGACAAGGCCAAGGGAGGCCUAUGGUUCCGCAUUGUGGACCUCUCCUCUAACAGUGGUGUGAUUUGGGAACACGAGCUGCCAAACGAGAUCGAGUACAACGCCGACAAGCCUUUCUUUCACACUUGGGCGUCUGAGGACGCCAUGAUCGCCUUCGUCUUUGCCUCGGAGCAUGAGGCGCACGAAUUCUACAAGAAGGUCGCAAACCGAUCCAAGUAUGCGCACAAGGUCAACCGUAGAGAGGAAGCCGCUGGCGGUGAGAAGGAGAAGAAGUCGUUUGCGCAACGUAUCAAGGGGCGCCUUGACAAGAGUCUUAUCUCGGGGCCCAAGGAUGGCUCAUUCAAGCACGUUGCGCACAUGGGCUUCGACUCAGAGAAGGGGUUCACGUCUACCGGUGUAGACCCAAGCUGGCAAAUUCUACUCGAGCAGCUCACGAUGCGCGGUGUGUCAGAGGCCGACAUCAAGAACAACGAGAACUUCAUCAAGGACUACGUCGAAAGUCAGGGCGGUAUCGAGAAU